This is a messenger RNA of Tuber aestivum (summer truffle), 480 nucleotides long. NCBI's taxonomy places the organism in Eukaryota, Fungi, Ascomycota, Pezizomycetes, Pezizales, Tuberaceae. The record is from the annotation of a GenBank genome assembly.
AUGUUUCCCGAUCACACCACUACUAUUCACGCUUACCGAGCCCUUUAUAAGGCCGGGCUGGCCGCCGUUCAAUAUUCCUCUCCUGCACGAUAUUCGAUUCGAGAAAAACUACGGAAAGCUUUUCGACAUUCGGAUCCUAAUCGAUUUUCACAACAGCGGAUCGACAACACGGUCCAGUUUUUAAGGACAGCGGCGAGAAGGAGGGGGAUGGAACAUUCUAUUGUAAAGAAUUUAUGCAAGGUAGCAUAUUGGCAGCUACACAGUCGGAAAAAGUUGGCCCCCUAUUGGGAAUCGAACAAGAGUCGAUCCCACGAUAUGUAUAUGUUCGCGCUUAUUACCUGUGACUGACUUGAGCGUUUUCUUUGGAUCAGUCGGAAACUGGUUGUGGGAAAAGAUAGGACACCGGUCACGGAGCAAGUAUUCAGUAACUAUUUGGAGACAAUCGGGCUGCUCAAUCAGAGCAUGGAUCUUGAAUUACGG